CGGUCCAAUAAACUUUAUGCCGAAAAAAUUGUUCGAUUAGCAGAGGAAUAUUCUCAAGAAUCAAAUCAAAAUGAAUUAUUUAAUAAUCAUAACAUUGAUAAGAGUGAACCUUACCAAAUACUAGAACUUCUUACUAAACAAUCCACACCUGAAAUCAAAUCUUCCACGUUUGAAUACACUAACGAAGAUGGUACAAAGGCUGAAAUUACAUCAAUUUCUGAUCUCUACACGGCAGCCGUAAUCAAAAGACAUGCUGAAGAAUCGUCGUCGAUGCCUCCACCUCCACGCCCACCAAAGCGCCAUAUAUCACAAAAUCCCCAAUCUAUACAACCACCACAAACUCGUCCAAACCGUCCAAUAGUUCAAAUGACAUCUCCGAUGCCAGGAAUGCUUCGACUUCCAAAUCAACAGAUGCCUGCUCAACCACAAAACCCAAAUCAAAUGCCAAUAAAUGUUCAAAUGCCUGCCCAGCAAGCACCAAUG
Racocetra persica is the source of this 483-nucleotide messenger RNA. NCBI's taxonomy places the organism in Eukaryota, Fungi, Glomeromycota, Glomeromycetes, Diversisporales, Gigasporaceae. The record is from the annotation of a GenBank genome assembly.